Molecule: messenger RNA, 4743 nt
Organism: Hemiscyllium ocellatum (epaulette shark)
Lineage: Eukaryota; Metazoa; Chordata; Chondrichthyes; Orectolobiformes; Hemiscylliidae
Gene: adamts13
Product: ADAM metallopeptidase with thrombospondin type 1 motif, 13
Exons: 32
Coding region: 1-4743 (1580 amino acids)
Biological process (GO): proteolysis; extracellular matrix organization
Cellular component (GO): extracellular matrix
Molecular function (GO): metalloendopeptidase activity
Source: RefSeq, a predicted model, not a curated record
AUGACGAGUCUCUCACUGUGCCUUGUGUUUCUGAGUCUCCAGCUCUGGUCCGUUGGAUUUACGCUGAAGCAGAAUGUUCCAGAAUUUGUUGAUGAUGAGUCUUAUUUGGGUGAUCUCUCAAGGAUUGGAGAGUCAGCUCCAGCAAUUAUCCAGUGUCAGUGCCGGGGUCUGAUCCAGAGGCAAUCCUGUGAGGAGGAGCUGUGUACCGUGAAGACCUUGGGGGAAAUGUACCAGCUGCGAUUCUCCACCAAGAAUAGAUUUGCUUCUGACUUUUCUCUGGUCCAUCAUGUCUUCAACUCCUCAUACAGCACUAUCAAACGAUUACCGGACAAUUGUGUUCAAAAUGGGGAGUUAAUGUGGCCCCCAGGGGUUCGGGCACUGACUACCUACUGCAGCCAUCACCUGCAUGCUCUGGUAUUUACAAAGGACAAGAAGAUAUCCAUUCAGGCGAAGAAUCUGAAACUGGCUGGAGAAAGGGAUGACAUUGCAUCAUUCGUUACAUUCCAUUAUCUACACUCAAAUACCACCAGAACUGCUGCUGAUGACAGUCGAUCCAGGCCCUCUCUGAUAACAAGACGCUCCGUGAGGGAGACAAAACAUCUGGAACUGUUGGUUGUGGUGAUGCAUGAUGUGUACAACUUUCACAAACAGGACACAGAGAGAUAUAUUCUCACCAACCUGAACAUUGCAGCUGAGCUCCUGCGAGACGCUUCCCUGGGUGCCCAACUCCGUGUCCACCUCACAAAGAUGGUCAUCCUGACUCAACCUAAGCUGGGACUGGAGAUUACUAGAAAUCUCACCUCAUCGCUUAUUGACCUGUGUAGAUGGAGCCGUAAAAUUAACCCAGAGAACGACUCCGAACCAAUCCACGCUGACCUGGUCCUCUACGUUACCAGGUUUGACCUGGAAUCUAGCAGUGGGAACAAAAUGGUUCGUGGUGUGACUCAGCUGGGUGGACUGUGCAGCCGGUCAUGGAGCUGUGUGAUAACUGAGGACACAGGGUUCAAUCUUGGCAUCACCAUGGCUCACGAGAUUGGUCACAGUUUCGGCAUCAGUCAUGAUGGGACUGGAAACAACUGCAUUAACAAAACACACAUCAUGGCCGCAGAGGGUGGCUAUAACAGCAUUGACCUGACCUGGUCCGAGUGCAGCCGGGAGCAGUUUGUAAAGUUCCUCAGCACCAGCCAAGCAACUUGUUUGAAUGAUCUACCAGCGUCAGAGUCUGAUCUUCCUGGUCAGAAACCAGGCUUGUUCUAUGGGAUAGAUGACCAGUGCAAGAUAGCCUUUGGAGCCAAGGCAUCUGCCUGCACUUUCAGCAGACAUGACAUUGAUGUGUGCAAUGUUCUGUCAUGUCACACAGAUGCAGCAGACCCUAGCACGUGCACCCGUUUGUAUAUUCCCCUCCUGGAUGGCACAGAGUGUGGCACCAACAAGUGGUGUUUGAAAAGGAGCUGCACAUCACUUAGUGACUUGGAAAUUGGGGUUGUUCAUGGAUCCUGGUCUAGUUGGAGUGCGUUCAGCAGCUGUUCACGAAGCUGUGGUGGAGGGAUUAUUCUCCGACACAGACGCUGUAACAAUCCAAGACCUGCUUUCGGUGGCCAUAAAUGCAAGGGAGUGGAUAUGGAGGCUAUCAUGUGCAACACCCAGCCCUGCCAGGGAACUCAGUUGGAUUUCAUGGCUACACAGUGUUCUGACACCAAUUCUCAGCCUCUCUACCACUCCUCCAGUGUUCCAGUUUACUACAGGUGGCAGCCUGCCCUUGGCUAUGCAAAAGGUUAUGAGCUGUGUAAGCAUAUGUGCCGAGCGGAGGGAAAAAGUUUCAUGGUGAGCCGGGGGAACAGUUUUGUGGAUGGAACCAGGUGUGAGAUGAGUGAUCCAGAGACAGCACCAUCGUACAAACUGUGUGUCACAGGACAUUGCAGGAUAUUUGGCUGUGAUGGAAAGUUGGACUCUGGCCAGGUGCUGGACAAUUGUCAGGUGUGUGGAGGCAAUAAUUCCAGCUGCCGGGAAGUAGUCGGCUCCUACACCAAGGGCAGCCCCAGAGCGUAUGUCACUUUUCUCACAGUCCCACCACGGUCCACCAAGGUCCGAGUCUCCAACACUCAAGCUGUGUUCUCCCAUCUCGGGGUUAAGAUUAAAGAUCAGUAUGUUGUGGCUGGGGGCCAGAAGAUCUCACUCAAUGUCUCAUACCCGAGCAUCCUGGAGGACAACAGGAUCGAGUACCGGCUGUACCUGACACAGCAGAAGCUACCGGACACUGAGGAGAUUGUGAUUGAUGGACCCACCAGUGACACCAUCGAAAUACAGGUAUUCCGGAAAUAUGGAGAGGAAUACGGGGAUAUCGUAAGUCCUAAAAUCACCUACAGUCUGUAUGUCCCGAAACAGGAGGAGUUGUACGUUUGGCGAGAGGUUACUGACGCCUGUUCAACCAGCUGUGGGCCAGGAACUGUGACAGUCCAUUAUGUCUGUGCUGAUCGCCACUCUGAGGAAAUUGUGGAACAACAGCAUUGCUUGCGGUCAGAGAAGCCCACUGAUAGGCUGGAAUCUUGUAACAUUGCACCGUGCCCUCCAUGGUGGGAAGUGGGGGAGUUUGAUGAGUGUAGUGUUACUUGCGGUGGAGGUCAGCGAGAAAGGUCCAUUCACUGUGUGAAGCAGGAGGCACCUGUGAGACAACGGACAUCUGAUGCUGAGUGUGCAGCUACUGCAAGACCCCAGCCAGUGGAAAUGUGUAAUAGCCAGCCCUGCCCUUUCAGGUGGACAUUUUCGAACUGGAGUAUCUGUUCCAUGUCCUGUGGAGUUGGAGUUGCUGAGAGGUCAGUUACCUGUGUCCAGUUUGUUAAUGGGACAAAUGUGGAAGUGAAUGUGACUCUGUGUCCAGCAGAAGCACAGCCCCCUGGGCGCACGCCUUGUAUUGUGAGCAUCUGUCCUUUUGAACUGGAGCAGACACCCUGGUCAGAGAUCUCCAAACAACUGCAGAGAGACACUGGAAACAUCACAAAUGCCACAGCCAUUCCAGACUCCCUAAGUGUGAGGCGCACGUACCUUUGGGUUCCGAUCCUGGGAUCUUGUUCAACGAGCUGUGGAGAAGGUGAUGGAGUGAUUGAUGUCAGGUAUGUGUGUGCUGACCCUGAGACGAGGGAGGAAGCACAGCAGGAGCUCUGCCACCAGACCUUCCAGCCUCACCCACGCUUCAUGCAGUGUAACCUUCAACCCUGUCCCCCCCGGUGGGAAGUCAAUGUGUUUGGUCCAUGCAAUGUGAGUUGUGAUGGUGGGAUUCAGGAGAGGGACGUGUACUGCAUAAAGGAAGAGAGGAGUGUGAGACAAAGGGUGCCUCCUUCAUCAUGUGAAAUCACACUCAGGCCGGCAUCCACACAGAUCUGUAACACAGAGCCCUGUCCUGUGCGAUGGCAGACCAAGUCUGAAACGUGCACGGUGUCAUGUGGAGGAGGUUUCAGGAGAAGGCUGCGGUACUGUAUAAAAACUCAGGGAGAACUGGAACAGCUCGUACCGCAAAAAGAAUGUUUACAUUUGCCUAAACCUGAAGACGGAGAACCCUGUAAUCUCCAUCCAUGCCCACCAAGGUGGCUGGUUUCCGUGCCGGGUCGAUGUUCUGUGGUUUGUGGGAACGGUCUGGCCAAGAGGAGGGUAACUUGCGUCCAGUUUCACAACGGGACCAAUGUGGAAGUGAAAAAGACUCUGUGUUCGGGUCUGGAGGAGCCACUGUCUCUUGUUCCUUGUGUGGUCAGCAAUUGUCCAUUUGGCUGGAAUGUCCAGAACUGGUCCAAGUGCUCAGUUUCCUGUGGCCAGGGAACCCGGAACCGACAACUGCUCUGCAGCAACAUGGAAACAACAGAGACUGUGUCAGAUGCUUUCUGCGACCAUCUGACAAAGCUCGCUACAGUGGAGCCCUGUGACUCAGGACCCUGCCCAACACACAGGCCAAACCUGACAACAACCAGGCCAGUCCCCAGAGGCACUGCCUCCAUGAGUCGCUCAGCUGUGAUGGAAUCUGGGAUGGUGACAAACAGAAUCAACCCUCCUAAAUCCAGAAAGGAUAAAGGAGGUCACUGUGGAAAGCUGUUUCUCAGUGAAUCAGGAACUCUGAACCUGACCAGUUUAUGGGGGAAGGAUUGCCUGGUGACCAUUGGACGACCACUCAAUGAAGUCAUCACUGUUCGCGUUCUGACCAGCUCCUUAAACUGCACAAAGAAGGACUCUUUGUCUUUUUGUGGGCGUCGAUUGUUUUGGAAGACUUGCUCGCCAUUGAGUGGGUUUAAGCUCUCGUCCAUCACUAACACACUCACAAUCAGGCAACGGACCAACACAGACAACAGUGGAACCAUCCUUCAGUACUUCAGUAGUGUCUCAUCUCGACAGUAUUACAGAGAAUGCGACAGGCAGCUGUACGGACCACAGGGCGUUAUAGUGAGUCCCAUGCAGCCCUACAGAGAGGGGCAAGUCUGUCGGACCAUUAUCAAUGUGGCUCCAACCAACCGGAUCGCAAUCAGAGUCCUUUACCUCAGAUUCAAUAUUCUAUUCAAUGUGACUGCAACUGACUACAUUCUUCUAAAAGAUGUCACCACACAGAGGUAUUCGGCAUACCGUGGUAACAGCCUGUUCCAGUGGCAAUCACAGGGAAACUCCGUUGAGAUUGAAUUUCAUGGUGAUUUCGGAUUCCGGGCUUUGUUCAGAGCUCUGCCCUCCCUGACCCUCGGUACUACCCGGAGGCUGAACUGUGGCUGA